AUGACGGCCACUUCGACGCCGUCCGAGCCGUCCGGACCGUCCGCGCGCGCCACUAGCGGCAGCCCUUGGCGGUCACCAUCGACCUGCAGAGGCGCAGGGAAGCCAAGGCCCCGUUACUGCCAGUUGGUCACCUGCGUCGCUCGCGGGUUCUUCGAAAGUGGCCAGCCAGUUGAGCGUCCCUCUCAGACGGUCGCAGCCAUCCACAAGGCCUCGCCUCGCCUCGCGUCCGUCAUGGUCAAGAAGACCAACUUCGACGUCACCGACUUCGACAACCAGGUGGACAGCCUGGACAUGGCCCUCGAGCUCGACGACGAGGGGAACGUCUUCAUCGCGCAGCGCGAGUUUUGGGCGCGCCUCCGGACCCGUCUCUCCGUCAACAAUGCGUCCCAGGGGCUAGACGUCCUGGACGCCAUGGCCAUGGACGUCCUGUCGGGUGGCGACGCACGCCGCCUGAACCAGAUCCUCGUGAUCCUGCCGCACCCCGACCAGAUGCAGGCCGGCGAGCCUGCCGAGCACUCUGUCCUGUCGAUCCCGAUGCCGCCGUUGGUGCCCACGCCAGAGUCGACGUCACCGCCACCACGUCCAUCGACAGGGACCAGAUCGUCGCCACGGACGUCUUCCAAGACGAGACCGCCAUCGAAGAAGAAACAGAAGGCCGCGGCCAAGAAGAAGGCCGAGGCCUACGACUUCCGGUUGCCGACGACGGCGCCCGCGCGACUGAAGAUCGACCUGGCCGCACUUACGCAGCGUGCCUUCAGCAAGGGCCUCGCUCCGUUCCGCUUGGCGUACCCCUGGCGCAAACAGCGGUGCUGGUACCCGCCAUCCGAGUAUCCCGAGUUGCACCUCGUCCACUACCGUGCCAACAUGCGCUUCCACGAGCUGUUUUUUCCUGUGGGCGCUCGGCGCAAGGAGAAAAUGAAUGCGUGCCGAGCGCGGAACGAGCUCAUUAGCUACAACAUCGAGGAGCGAGGGUACUUCGGCUUUCUCGACGACUUCGAGAACGAUGCUCAUGACACGCUCAUGUGGUUGGGAGGCAGAGCGGCCAAGCACUCUGCCGGCGCGGCUAAGAGCAAGGGCGCGGCGCACGAGGACCUCGGCGUUGUCUUCGCAAUGGACAAGAUUCUCUACGAGCGGGCCAUCGAGCGAGCUCUCGACCCCAAGAUCGUCGACGAACACGGCUACGCCUCGACUCCGGAGCUCCUCGAGGAGGCGGAGCUCAUCGACCCCACGCGAGCGCCACACCUGCGACUUUCCGACAAGGCCCUCGCUCGCAUCAAGCUCGACGUCACCAGCGGGCCACCCUCCGUGCCUUCUUGGGUGGGCAACCGAACCCGCGGCCCGUGCAAGGCCCUCUUGUCGGACGCGUCGCUCAAAGACACCAUUGAGGAGGUGGUCGAGCUCCUGGUCUUGGGCAUGAAGGUGGCCGUGUACGACCAGAAGCCUUUCAACCCCGACGAGCAGGGCGACGAUGACUCGGACUUCGAGGACGAGGACGGAGCCUUCACGGCGUUGCCUCCGACGCCCCCCGUGCAGUACCGGGCUCCCGCCGUCAAACAGCGAGCUACCACUCCGUCCAAGCCAGGAGUUCCGGUUUCUCGCUCCAGCAAGUCAGGCGAGUCCGAAGACUCCAGCGACGACAAGAAGAAGCCGGCGGCCAUAGACGACAGCGACAAGGACGACAAGGCCCAACCCAAGACCACCAAGGCCCCCGUCGCGGCCAAAGAGACGCUGCCGGGCGACGAAGCAGACGACGACGGCGAGGUAGCGAGCGAGCCUCCGACCAAGGAGCUCAAGUCGCGUUCCGCAAGCGUCCCAAGGCCAAGUGAGUCAUGCGCACACCUCGGAUCUCCGUUUAUCUUCUUCAUUUCGUUGUAG
Molecule: messenger RNA, 1875 nt
Organism: Phytophthora sojae
Lineage: Eukaryota; Oomycota; Peronosporomycetes; Peronosporales; Peronosporaceae
Exons: 3
Coding region: 1-1875 (624 amino acids)
Source: RefSeq, a predicted model, not a curated record